This is a messenger RNA of Pieris macdunnoughi, 2982 nucleotides long. The record is from the annotation of a GenBank genome assembly. NCBI's taxonomy places the organism in Eukaryota, Metazoa, Arthropoda, Insecta, Lepidoptera, Pieridae.
AUGAAUGAAUUACCGUAUCAAGCCGAAUAUGCAAAGUCCGGUCGAGCGGCUUGUAAAGGUUGCAAAGAGAAAAUUGAUCAAGGAUCAUUACGUAUUGCUGUAAUGGUGCAGUCAGCAUUUCAUGAUGGAAAACAACCAAAUUGGCACCAUGAAAAAUGUUUGUUUAAGAAAAAAUGUCCAACCAUUCAAGAAAUAGGCAAUUUUAAUAAACUAAAGAAUGAAGAUCAGAAAAGAAUCAAAGAACUACUGGCUAAUUCAUGUGGUGCUGUUAUGCCAGUAGAAAAGGGUAAAAAAGGAAAGGGUACAAAAAGAAAAGAAGAAAAAUUACAACCUGGUAUUUCUAAUUUCUCAGUGGAAUAUGCUAAGUCAAGUAGAGCUACUUGCAAACAGUGUGACAUUAAAAUUUGCAAGGAUGAAGUAAGAAUUUCUAAAAUGGAAUUUGAUCCCCGAUAUGGUGAUGCACCGGCUUGGCAUCAUGUAAAGUGCUUUGCCGAAAGACAGGCCGAGUUUUUAUUCCUGGCUGGAGGAGAGGACAUACCAGGAUUUAAGCAACUCCAGAAGGAAGAUCAAGCCAUGGUUAAGAAAGAAAUUAAACCUAUAAGUCCCGAUGGAGGUCCAAUAAAGAAAUUAAAAUCAGAACCUAAAGAUGAAGAAGAAAUAAAGAAGGAAAAAAAAUUAGAAAAAGACUUAUGUAAGCAAAAUGACUCAUUUCACAAGUACCGAGGCCGCCUCAGUGAACUUGGCAGAAGUGAUUUGCACGAACUGCUUGAAGCUAAUUCACAGGAGAUACUAAAAGGUCCAGAUGAGUGCUUGGACCACUUGGCGGACAUGAUGGCAUUUGGGGCUCUGGAACCUUGUCCUGAAUGCAAACAGGGCCAGCUUAUUUUGGACACUUUCAAUUAUAGAUGCACAGGUAAUAUAAGCGAAUGGACCAAGUGUAGCUACACAACGAGGACACCGAAACGGAAACCGAUGAAAGUGCCCUCGAGUUACAAAAAAGGAUCAGUGUUUAAGUCCUACAAACCAAAAGUGGGUGAGCGAUUGUUUGAGCUUGCUCCUCCUCCGGCCAUCGUCGUCAAGAAGGAGGAACCGCAAGGUGAGAAGAAAUUCCCCAUUCCACCGCUGAAGAAUCUCCAGUUUUUCAUGUAUGGAAAAUUCAAGGGGGACAAGGAGGAAAUUAAAAAGCGCAUUUUAAAAAUGGGAGGUCUGGUCACGAGCAGAGUGACCGACACGCUGGCCGCGGUCGUGUCCACGGAGAAAGAGGUGGAGAAAAUGGCCGCCAAGAUGGAGUCCAUCCAAGCCGAAGACAUCGAAGUCGUGAACGAAGAGUUUUUCGAUUUGAUCGAUUCAAAAAGUGGUUCCGUUUCCCAAACGCUGGACCUCAUCAAACAAAACAAUAUUGCGCCUUGGGGAUCGGAUCCUACGAAGCGCGUUCCCCAAGACGUGAUCGACGGGAAGUCCAUUCAAAAGUCCGGCAGCAACUACGUGAAGUCGUCCGGUGUCACUAAACUGAAAAUCAAAGGUGGGACGGCCGUCGACCCCGACUCGGGUCUGUCCGACGAAGCUCACGUGUACGUGGACCCCGAAGGGGCCAAAUAUACGGUUAUACUCGCGAAGACGGACGUCGUCGCCGGCAAGAACUCGUAUUAUAAGAUGCAGGUCUUGGAGGCUGAUAACAAGAAGAAAUUCUGGUUCUUCCGUUCGUGGGGUAGAAUCGGCACACCGAUCGGCGGCAACAAGGUCGAGAAUUGCAAAUCUCUUCAAGACGCCGUCCGCAAGUUCGAAGACAUGUACAUGGAGAGAACUGAAAAUCCUUGGGAGAUGCGCGACGAUUUCAUGAAGAUGCCGGGCGCGUACUACCCGAUCGAGGUGGACUACGGCGACGGGGACAAUGCGAAGAAAGAAAAGAGAGAGCUGAAAGUGGACACGAAGUGCGGUCUCGCUCUGCCCGUCCAGAACCUCGUGCAGAUGAUAUUCGACAUUGACACCAUGAAGAGAACGCUGCUAGAGUUCGAGCUCGACACGGAGAAGAUGCCUCUGGGAAAGCUUUCGAAGAAACAGAUCAAGUCCGGGUACAACGUGUUGUCCCAACUCCUCACGAUCAUUCAAAAGGGUAACGCAAGUAACAGCAAAAUUGUAGAUUCGACCAACAGAUUUUACACGCUGGUGCCGCAUAGUUUCGGCCUCGACAAUCCUCCGCUGCUGGACAGCGAGGAGGCCGUCUUGAACAAGAUUCAGAUGCUGGACAGCUUGAUGGAAAUCGAAAUCGCCUACAGUCUUCUCAACUCGGAUGAGGAGGAAGGCGUGAGUGCCAUCGAAUCAAACUACAAGAAGUUAAAGACGGAGUUAGAGCUCCUGGACAAGAGUAAAGAAGAGUAUCAGAUGAUAGCUGAAUACUUAAAGAACACACACGCGGCCACCCACACUAAUUAUACCCUCGAAUUGCAGGAGGUAUUUAAAGUGAACCGCGAAGGUGAAGCGAAGCGAUACAAGCCGUUCCGUAAGCUCCACAACAGACGUCUGCUAUGGCACGGCUCCAGGACUACUAACUUUGCCGGCAUUUUGUCACAAGGUCUCCGCAUAGCGCCGCCCGAAGCCCCCGUGACGGGUUACAUGUUCGGCAAAGGCAUAUACUUCGCCGACAUGGUGUCCAAGUCGGCCAACUACUGCUGCACCAACACCAACAACCCCGUCGGCCUCAUGCUACUCAGCGAAGUGGCGUUGGGAGACAUGAAAAAGUGCAAACAAGCCGAGUAUAUAACGAAGUUACCGGCCGGCACCCACUCCGUGUGGGGUAUGGGCCAGACCGAGCCCGAUCCGUCCCAGAACAAAGUACUCGACGACGGCGUUGUUGUGCCACUGGGAAAGUCUGUUCAGAAAAAAGAAAAAACAUCAUUACUCUAUAACGAAUUCAUCGUAUACGACGUCGCCCAGGUCAACGCGAAGUACUUGCUGCAAGUGAAGUUCAACUACAAAUAUUGA